Sciurus carolinensis (gray squirrel) is the source of this 4683-nucleotide messenger RNA. It is a transcript of the gene Kank2, whose product is annotated as KN motif and ankyrin repeat domains 2. The transcript is spliced from 12 exons. The record is from RefSeq and is a predicted model, not a curated record. Lineage: Eukaryota; Metazoa; Chordata; Mammalia; Rodentia; Sciuridae. Gene Ontology annotation, cellular component: cytoplasm. Bases 302 to 2848 code for a protein of 848 amino acids. Gene Ontology annotation, biological process: negative regulation of G1/S transition of mitotic cell cycle; negative regulation of intracellular estrogen receptor signaling pathway; negative regulation of cell population proliferation. Gene Ontology annotation, molecular function: protein binding.
GUGUGGAAAGUCAGUGAAGUGAGGACAGAGACGUGGAGACAGACAGAGAGAAGUGGAGAGACUCAGAGAGACAGAGACGUGGAGAAACAAGCAGAGAAAAGUGGAGAGAGAGACGUGGAGAGAGAUUAAACAAGACAGGACAAGAGGACGUACUCAGCAGUCCCUGGAACCCCAACCCCGCCUUCAUGCCCCGCAGGUGCCCCACUUGGUCCGUCUGCCCAGGUAAGGUUCAGCCAGAGCUGCAGGCAGUCUGACUCACUGUCCCCCACGAGACUCCUGAGGAGCAGCUGCAGACAAGAGGAUGGCCCAAGUCCUGCACGUGCCAGCCCCUUUCCCAGGGACCCCGGGCCCAGCCUCCCCGCCCGCCUUCCCUGCCAAGGAGCCCGACCCUCCGUACUCGGUGGAGACGCCCUACGGCUACCGCCUGGACCUGGACUUCCUCAAGUACGUGGACGACAUUGAGAAGGGCCACACGCUGCGGCGGGUGGCCGUGCAGCGCCGUCCCCGCCUGGGCUCGCUGCCCCGCGGCCCUGGCUCCUGGUGGACGUCCACCGAGUCGCUGUGCUCCAACGCCAGCGCGGACAGCCGCCACUCGGCCUACUCCUUCUGCGGCCGCGGCUUCUACCCGCAGUACGGCGCCCUGGAGACGCGCUCCGGCUUCAACCCGCGCGUGGAGCGCACGCUGCUGGACGCCCGGCGCCGCCUGGAGGACCAGGCGGCCGCGCCGCCCGGCCUGGGCUCCCUGACCCCCAGCGCGGCGGGCUCCACCGGCUCCCUGGUGGGCGUGGGGCUGCCGCCGCCCACGCCACGAAGUUCGGGACUGUCCACGCCCGUGCCGCCCAGCGCCGGGCACCUGGCGCACGUGCGGGAGCAGAUGGCCGGCGCCCUGCGGAAGCUGAGGCAGCUGGAGGAGCAAGUGAAGCUGAUCCCCGUGCUGCAGGUGAAGCUGUCGGUGCUGCAGGAGGAGAAGCGGCAGCUCUCGGUGCAGCUCAAGAGCCAGAAGUUUCUGGGCCACCCCGCGGGGGGCCGCGGCCGCGGCGAGCUCUGCCUGGACCUCCCGGAGCCGCCCGAGGACCCGGUGGUGCUGGAGACCCGGAGCGUGGGCACCUGGGUCCGCGAGCGGGACUUGGGCGUGCCCGACGGGGAGGCCGCGCUGGCCGCCAAGAUCGCGGUGUUGGAGACGCAGCUCAAGAAGGCGCUGCAGGAGCUGCAGGCGGCGCAGGCGCGGCAGGCCGAGCCCCAGGCCUGGCCCCCGCCCGACAGCCCGGUCCGAGUGGACACUGUCCGGGUGGUGGAGGGGCCGCGUGAGGUAGAGGUGGUGGCCAGCACGGCUGCCGGGGCCCCUGCGCAGCGAGCCCAGAGCCUGGAGCCCUACGGAGCGGGGCUGAGGGCCCUGGCGACCUCGGGCGGAGCAGAGAACCCCACUGUGUUCCGCAGCCACGAGGUGGUGGAGACCAUGUGCCCGGUGCCCACCGCGUCCCCUAGCAACGUCCACGUAGUCAAGAAGAUCAGCAUCACGGAGCGAAGCUGCGAGGGGGCGGCAGGCCUCUCACAGGUGCCUGCAGAGUCCUCCUCCCCUACAGGGUCUGCUGCCGCUGCCCCGGCAGAGUCCGGGAAGAGCACCGGCCAAGUGUCCUCCUCAGGUGACCCCACCACCAGGGAGCCCGCCAGGCAGGUGGCCUCUCGAGAGUCCGAGGAGGCCAGGGGUACAGGCGGUUCCCUGGCGGGAGUGCGGUCCAUCAUGAAGCGGAAGGAGGAGCCCACGGACCCGGCUGCCCACCGCAGGAGCCUCCAGUUCGUGGGCGUCAACGGCGGGUACGAGUCCUCCUCCGAAGACUCCAGCACAGCAGAGAACUUCUCAGACAACGACAGCACGGAGAACGAGACUGCAGAGCCCGAAGACAGGGUUCCAAGUGUGGCCUCGGUCCCCCAGCUCAGGCCAGGGACCGCAGGGGCCACGACCAGCCAGCAAGGAUGCCAGUUAUCUCGGGAGUCUCAGCAUGUACCCACAGCCGAGGGGGCCGAGGGAUCCAACUCUGAGGAGGAGAUCCGGAUGGAGCUGAGCCCAGACCUCAUCUCCGCCUGCUUGGCCCUGGAGAAAUACCUGGGCAACCCGAAUGCCCUCACAGAGCGUGAGCUGAAAGUGGCCUACACCACGGUGCUGCAGGAGUGGCUGCGCCUGGCCUGCCGCAGCGACGCACACCCCGAGCUGGUGCGGCGCCACCUGGUCACGUUCCGGGCCAUGUCCGCGCGGCUGCUGGACUACGUGGUCAACAUCGCCGACAGCAACGGCAACACGGCGCUGCACUACUCGGUGUCCCACGCCAACUUCCCCGUGGUGCGGCAGCUGCUUGACAGCGGUGUCUGCCAGGUGGACAAGCAGAACCGCGCGGGCUACAGCCCCAUCAUGCUCACCGCCCUGGCCACCCUGAAGACCCAGGAUGACAUCGAGACUGUCGUCCAGCUCUUCCGACUUGGAGAUGUCAACGCCAAAGCCAGCCAGGCGGGGCAGACAGCCCUGAUGCUGGCGGUCAGCCACGGGCGGGUGGACGUGGUCAGAGCCCUCCUGGCCUGCGAGGCGGAUGUCAACGUGCAGGACGAGGAUGGCUCCACAGCCCUCAUGUGCGCCUGCGAGCAUGGUCACAAGGAGAUCGCAGGGCUGCUACUGGCCGUGCCCAGCUGUGACAUCUCUCUCACUGACCGCGAUGGGAGCACUGCCCUUAUGGUGGCCUUGGACGCUGGGCAGAGCGAGAUCGCGUCCAUGCUGUACUCUCGCAUGAACAUCAAGUGCUCGUUUGCCCCGAUGUCAGAUGACGAGAGCGCGGCGUCAUCCUCUGCGGAAGAGUAGUCCAGGGAGGGAGGCUGAGCCUCCCCCGGGGCCCGCAGCCCCGCCAGCCAGCCAUCCGGGUCUCCUCUCUGCCCCUCUCUCCUCUGGCUUCCGCCCACUCCCCCAAGCCGACGAGUCUCAGAGACAAACCGCUCUCCCUCCUUCCCUGGGGUGGCCCAGGACGUCGACAGCCCCGGGGGACUCCGUUUCAGAGCAGCGGCGCAGACCAAAGCUAAAUUCUUGUAUAAACCGGCGCCAGUGGCUGAUGGCUGGGGUGUGGGUUUUAUGAAGAACAUCGAGAACAAUCAGCCGGCAAUUAUGGGCGGAGGAGGGAAAAUUUUUAUAUUUUUGAAUCAUUGUCGGGGGAGGGGCACCAUCAUACUGUGUGUUGCCAAAUUUGAAAGUCACUGGAAUUGUGUAUUUUCCUUUUAAUCCUGAAUGUUAAAACGCAGGGUCGUCACUCAAGUGGCUUUGCCCACCACCCUCACCCCCACAUUUGACUGGUUUGUAAUAGUCGCCACGCUUCCCACUGUCAGAGGGCUUUUCUGGGGGACAUUUCUUCUGGUUGCUUCACGAAAUAGAUCUGUCCCUGUCACAUCACUCGGAGCAGAAAGCACAGCCCUUUCUUCUGUCUUCUUGCUGCCUCUACCACAGUCACCCCCACUCAAGUUGGGGGACUCUACCCUGGGGCUCACGCCCUGAGAGCCUCUGACUUGUAGGUAACCAGUUCACAAGGAGAAAUGACCCAGAAGUCCAUCCCGUCCCUGCAGAGGCCCUGGCACAUAGCAAGUUUCCUGGAAAAUCCUACAGUUGAAAGGAAAAGAUCCAGUUCUCAGAGUGGCUGCUGCAUCCAGUGCCCAGGACCAUGGUCACAGGACCCUCCUUUCUCUGCAGGUCUCCAGAAUUUCUCUCCUCAAAGGAAAGAAAACAGGGUAUGUGCUUGUUGGCAAAGCACAGGGCAAGCUCCAAAAACCCCAUGUGUACACAAUUAAAAGUUGGCUGCCCCCAGAGGGCUCCCGGAGCAGACUUAAAGAGACAGGCCUGUGCCGAAAACCAAACACGAGCCAGCUGGGUUUUUGUUUUUUUUUUUUUUUUUUUUUUUUUUUUAACAACUAGAGACUUUCCGGAGCUGCCUGGAACACAGCCUGCUGGAAACAGGGCUCGCCAGAGAGGCUCACGAUUUCCUUCUGGGUCUGUUUUGUCCUGAAUCUCAACGUGGUUUUCUUUCCUGUUCCUUUCCUCUGUAAGCAGGAAAAAGAGAGGGCCUCCCAGGCUAACCAGUGCGCCUUGCUGGGGGAGUCAGAUCCCGACCAGAGACCUGGCCUGCCUUCUCGCCUGGGCCCAGCGGGACAGAGGAAGCCCCAGGAGCGCACAGGUUCAUGGAGCAAAGCCCAGAGCUGGCUGCCCUCCUAGGAGAGUAGGUUUCUUGGCUUGAUGUAGUGCGGCUUGUUUUGACUUUAAUGGAAAGAAGGCUCCGAUGGCCCAAGGCAGAAUGGGUGGACGGUGGCCUGAGCGUGUGUGAGAAGCCGGAGAGCCGCAGGCCGCGGGCAGGGCUGCUGGUGUGAUGGAAGACCUGGGCCUCAGGGCUCUGGCGCCAGUGCCGGGAGCCAGCAAGGUGCUCUAUUGGAAGCUCCUGAAAAUGCCCUGUGGCCCAGCAGGCCAGCCCCUCACACCAGCCCCGGCAGCCAUCCCUCCUCUCCGCCGCCCUCUCACCACGUGUAUUCAUGAGCUUUGAUUUCACUUUCUGACCACGGUACGUCCAUAAAGACAGUAUUACACUUAAAUGAAGUAUUCUUUUUUUGUAAUCUCUUUUUUUUAGAAGGUAAAAAAUUUAAUAAAGCUACAAACAACGUGGA